Aspergillus caelatus is the source of this 1647-nucleotide messenger RNA. Its product is annotated as D-2-hydroxyacid dehydrogenase family protein. The record is from RefSeq and is a predicted model, not a curated record. The coding region runs from base 229 to 1257 and encodes 342 amino acids. Gene Ontology annotation, molecular function: NAD binding; oxidoreductase activity, acting on the CH-OH group of donors, NAD or NADP as acceptor. Lineage: Eukaryota; Fungi; Ascomycota; Eurotiomycetes; Eurotiales; Aspergillaceae. The transcript has a single exon.
AUUGCUACUAGGGACUAUCAUAGGUACACCACGGAAAUGUGGGGGAUAAACCAAUCGUCAUAUGUGGGGUCUAUGACUCCUUCGGAUCCUUUGAUCGGCUAUAUUCUCUACCGGUUAUAUCUCUACUCUACUUCAACAUCUACCCACGCGAAGACUUAACCUAACAUACUACGCAAAACUACAAUCCUACAAUCCUAUCUGAACUCACCUGUCAUCACGAUUACCAACAUGUCGCAACUCAAACUCGCAAUCCUAGACGACUACCAGAAUAUCUCUCCACCCCAUUUCGCCCAUCUCGAGUCCCGCAUCUCAAUCUCCUACUUCCCGGAAACGCUCGACCCACGCGAUAAACGCCAACAUGCGCUCCUGAUCGAGCGCCUCCAGCCCUUCGACGUAAUUCUCGCCAUGCGCGAACGCACUCCGUUUUCUAAGGAAACGCUCUCCGCGCUCCCGAACUUGAAACUCCUCCUGACCACGGGCACUCGCAAUCUCGCCCUGGACGUGCAAUACUGUGCGUCGCGCGGAAUUCCCGUCGCCGGAACCGGGGGCCGACCGGCGGGGGUCCAUUCGACGGUACAACAUACCUGGGCUUUGAUCCUAGGUUUAGCGCGACAUGUUGCGCGGGAUGAUGCGGCUGUUAAGCGGGGAGAAUGGCAGGGGUCGCUUGGAAUGACGCUGGCGGGGAAGACAUUGGGAUUGCUGGGACUAGGAAAGUUAGGUUCGCAAGUUGGGCGGAUAGCGGUUGUGGCUUUCGAUAUGAAGGUGAUUGCGUGGUCUACGAAUCUGACGCAGGAGAAGGCGGACGAGCAGGCUGCGGCUUUGGGGUUGCCGGCGGGUAGUUUCCAAGCUGUUCGGGACAAGGCUGAGUUUUUCCGUAGCGCGGAUGUGGUGAGUCUUCAUAGUGUAUUGUCGGAGCGGAGUCGGGGCAUCGUCGGUGCUGCAGAGUUGGAGGUUAUGAAGCCAACGGCGAUCCUGGUGAAUACGUCGCGGGGUCCGUUGGUGGAGGAGAAGGCAUUGUUGGAGACGCUGAAUGCGGGUCACAUCCGUGGGGCGGCCCUGGACGUUUUCGACCCCGAGCCUCUGCCUAAGGAUAGCCCCUGGCGGACAACGGCGUGGGGUCAAGACGGACGGAGUGAGGUGGUGUUAUCACCGCAUACGGGAUAUGGGGAUGAACAGAUUCAUGGGUGGUAUGAUGAGGUGGCCAGUAAUUUGGAGAGGUGGUUGAAUGGGGAGGAAUUGAACACGCGCAUGAAUUGAAUUGCAUUGCAUUGAAAGGGGGCAAUCAACAUUUGGUCGCAGAAGAUCGAGAAUGGCAUGCGGGACGAUUUGAAGAGACUAAAGUCUUAAAGGACAAGUUGCAUACAGAAGCGUGUGAUGUCGUGCAUGUGAUCCGGAUGUGUAACCUUUUUGGCUAAGGUAUGCUUCACCGAGUCCCAAUCUGUCCUUAGAGCCAAUUUCUUUCCUGUCCAAAUGAAGCUUAAUUAAAAGACUCGUUUCGUCGUAUUCUGGGUUUCAUGUGGAUUUCGUCAUAGUGGGAUAUAGUGGGGGAUCUCCGUGGACCAGGAAAUCGAGCUGUUUUCUGUACCUCGGAUCCUGUGCCAGCGCAAAACCAUCCAGACACUCCGACGUCGAAAGAGUUGAAUCAAG